This is a messenger RNA of Ilyonectria robusta, 1770 nucleotides long. Its product is annotated as sugar transporter. The transcript has 4 exons. The coding region runs from base 113 to 1642 and encodes 509 amino acids. Gene Ontology annotation, molecular function: carbohydrate:proton symporter activity. Gene Ontology annotation, biological process: carbohydrate transport; transmembrane transport. NCBI's taxonomy places the organism in Eukaryota, Fungi, Ascomycota, Sordariomycetes, Hypocreales, Nectriaceae. The record is from RefSeq and is a predicted model, not a curated record. Gene Ontology annotation, cellular component: membrane.
GCAUGGCCCCCGGUUCAAUUAUCAAGAUCUGAAUCCUCAUCAUCACCACAAGCCAAUUGCCCGGCUCUGUACUCGAUUCAUCUCAGUGUUCACUUGCGAAUACUCCAUCACCAUGGCUGGACAAGGCAAUCUGGCAGGGCUGUCCGAUGACACGCCCUGGUACACGCAUAGCUAUCUCCGCAAGCUGAACUUUAUCACGCUGUCUCUAGUCUUGUUCUCCUCUGCAAACGGCUACGAUGGCUCCAUUAUGGGAGGUAUCCUGGCCCUCCCCAUCUGGAAGGAUUUCAUGGGAAACCCUUCCGGUGUGUAUCUGGGCUGGAUCACCGCUAUUUACUGGCUGGGUAACGGCAUUGGCUUCCCGGUGGCUGCUUGGGUCUCCAACCGCUACGGACGCAAGCCCGGUAUCUACGUCGGCUACCUGUUCCUCAUCCUCGGAGUUGGCAUGCAGACCGCUGCUCAAAACGAAAAGACCUUUACAGUUUCUCGACUGUUUAUCGGUAUCGCGGCUUCGUGGUUGGGCAACGCCUCGCCUCUGCUUAUCAACGAGAUUGCCCACCCCAAGCAACGCUCCGUCGCCAACGCGCUCUACAUGUGCGGCUGGUACGUCGGAGGUACUCUCUGCGGCUGGGUUACCUUUGCUUGCCGAAACAUUCCCUCUAGCUGGUGCUGGCGUGUUCCGGUGCUGAUCCAGGUUGUUCUCCCGCUGGUUGCGCUUCCCGGCCUGCUCAUGUCCCCCGAGAGCCCCCGAUGGCUCAUCAGCGUUGGCCGGAAAGAGGAGGCGACGGAUAUUCUUGCCAAGUUCCAUGCUGGUGGUGACAGAGAGAAUGCUAUUGUCACGUACCAGGUGACCGAGAUCGACAACACCAUCACCGCCGAAAAGGAGGCCUCCUCUAGCACCUCAUACUUCGAUAUGAUCAAGACUCCCGGUAACCGCCACCGCCUUUUCAUCUCAAUCUCUCUCGGUGUACUGGCCCAAUGGGUGGGAAAUGGCGUCGUGUCGUAUUAUCUUCCUCUUGUCCUCACAUCCGUUGGUGUCAAGUCCGUCACGGACCAGACCCUCAUUUCUGCAUGCCUCAACGUGUGGAACUUGCUCUGGGCAGUUGCUGCAGCCACCAGCGUCGAUCGACUGGGCCGUCGCUUCCUUUUCCUGACUUCUGGAAGUGUCAUGUUGGUUAGCUUCAUCAUUGUCACCGGCUUGAGCGGCGCCUUUGCGACGUCGGGUUCGUCGACCGUUGGCACUGCCGUCAUCCCCUUCCUGUUUAUUUUCUUCGCUGGAUACGACGUUGGAAUGACUCCUCUUCUUACUGCCUACCCUUGCGAGAUCUGGCAGUUCAGCCUCCGAUCUCGUGGGUUUGCCGUGUCCUGGUGCUCUACCGUUGCAGCCAUCUUCGUCAACACCUUUGUCAAUGCCAUUGCUCUUGACGCUAUUGGCUGGAAGUACUACUUUGUCUUUAUUGUCAUGCUCAUCAUCCUCCUCCUCUGCGCCUACUUCGGCUACCCCGAGACCCGAGGUUACACCUUGGAACAGAUUGCCGUCAUUUUCGACGGUGAGGAUGCAAUUGUGCCUCAUGCGUCUGAGAAGAUUGCGGAAGUUGAGCAUGAUAGCAAGGAGUUUGAUAGCAAGGCUGAGCACAAGGUCUAGAUGUUAAGAGUAUUAGCCUUGGGUGGGUGGAACAUACUGUAUCCAAGGCAAUACAAAAUAAUGGCAUGUUUAAUGCAUAUAUAGUAAAUCAACGUUCAGGUUUGAGACACUCUUGUUUAGUGGACUGG